AUGAUCCGGAUGUUGAUUAGUGAUGCCUGGAUCCAGACAGACCACGCUGCUCUUGCUAUAGAGAUGGACGCCUUUGACUUGUUUCGGAAACUCGGGGCUGGAGCUAAAUUUGACCUGAAGAGGUUUGGUCAAGACGCCGCCCGGUUCAAGGUAAAGUUAAUAAUUGUAGCCAAAGAUGUAAGGAUGAAGACAGCGAGUGAUGAGAGCGGCAGCAGUCGUUAUUCAGCUACGUAUUUUAGCUAACCUUCUUUGGUGCCAACAUGAAAGUGAACGGCAUGUUUGAUUUAGAUUUUCUUCCAUCCUUAAAAUUUAAGGAAAGUUUUUUGCGCUAAUAUGAGAUAUUGUUCAUACAGUCGUGAUGUGUCUCUUAAUACAGGGAGUUAAACCAGGAGGGACAGCGUCGCUGGAUCCUCUCUCUGCGAUCGACUUUUUCGGCACAGGAACAAGCAGCAGAGCCCAGAGCAGCUCUGCAGAACUGAGGGAGGAUGAGGAGGAUCUGGAGGAGAGUGAUGAAGAGGAAGAUGGGAAUAUGGAGAGUGAUUCUGGUGUUGGAGGCAAAAGAAAGCGAAAGGAUGAGGUUAAAGACGUCCGGACAAAGAAGAAGAAGAAAAACAAAAGUAACCAGGCAGAGGUAGAAGGUAAAAAGUCUGUCUCUUUGCAGAGGUUCACUGUUUUUUGGGUGAAUAUGUCGAUAUUUCUUUGGCUUUUGUUAUGCAUUCAUGCAAGACUCUAAAUUUGCGUUUGACCCUAAAUUAAUUUUACGCCGGAAUAUCCCUUUAAGGAAUGGAUUUUAAUACCUUAUUCCUUUUGCACAAAUGUGUGCUAAAAAUGCACAGCUCAUAAUUUUGUGUCUGUGGUAUACAUUUCACACAGAUGCAGUCUUGUGUUUUGUACUUGAAAUGAUGUAAAUGUCUAAAGCUAAAGAGUCAGUGCUCUGCCUAUCCUUUGUCUCACUGAAGCUGGUGGUAAACCACUGAAAACAGAAGGAAAUGGCAUCACCUGGACCUCCUCAAUGGACAGAAAGAUGCAAAGCCUACCUGAGUCUGGGAAGGAGAAAUCCUCUCUGAAGAGGCUAAAGCAGCUUCAUCAGGAAAAGGUCCACAUUGAAACACAAGUGCAAAAUGAUUACAAAAAAAUAUGUUUUAUGCUGUAUGGACUCUACUUUGUCUUUUUUAUACCCCAUAUUCAGUCUCUUGUUUCAUUUUUUUAAUCCAGGUGAACCGUAUUCGCUCUCAGCAUCGUAUAAACGUGCACGGCUGUGAUGUUCCUGACCCUGUGUGCACCUUUGAGGAGCUGCAGUCAGAAUACAGUUUAAACCCACGUAUCCUUCAGAGUCUCAGCGAAGCAGGGCUCGAUACACCAACCCCAGUACAGAUGCAGGCAAUACCCCUCAUGAUGCAUGUGAGUGCAGAACCACACUAACUUUCAGUGGCUACAACAAAACGUGCAAAUGUGUGUGUAAUGGUUAUUUCCCUGUGUCUGCUUUCAGGGUCGGGAGCUUCUGGCUUGUGCUCCCACAGGAUCAGGGAAAACUUUAGCUUUUUGUCUGCCGUUGCUCGCCCACCUCAAGCAGCCGGCAAAUCUCGGCUUCAGAGCUGUGAUCAUCUCCCCCACGAGGGAACUGGCAAGCCAGGUACACACACACACUUAAAGUUUGUUAGGUACUACAGUCAAAUUAUAGGAGGAUAAGGUAAGAAUUUAUCAAGGAAUUUAAUUGGUGAAAUAGUUGGUACAUGUUUUAUUUACAAUGUUGUGGGAUGAUUUUAGCUCCAACCUUCAGUGUUUUACCCCUGUCUCUCUUGAGCUGCCCCCUCAAUGGAAGGCAGGCAGUUUGUUGUUGACAAUGUUUUACUUCGUUCUUUCUGCUUAGACUUACAGAGAGCUGCUGCGUCUGUCAGAGGGUGUCGGAUUCAGAGUUCACAUCAUUGACAAAGCCUCUUUAGCAGCAAAGAAGUAUGGACCACAGUCUAACAAAAAAUACGGUAAGAGGAGGAAGGUUUUUAUCACAGGAAAGGUUAGUGAAUAAAAAUGUGACAUUAUGAUGAAUCAAUCUUUCUGGAAAUGUUUUUCUCUGCAGAUAUACUCGUCAGCACUCCGAACAGACUUAUUUUCCUGCUAAAUCAGGAUCCUCCUGCUCUUGACCUCAGCAGGUACGAUGACAAAAACUUUGCAUGCAGUUACAUAGAAAGGUUGAUGAAUGUGUAAACCAUAAAACCACAGAACAAAAAUAGAAAAGAAGCCUCAUAAACACUGGAAAGGGAUGACAAAAAUCAAGUACAUACCUUUAAAAUGCGCGAGAAGUCGUGACAAUGGUGCUUUUUUCAAUUAAGAAAAUGUGUCAAAUGUCAUAUCUGUUAUAAAAUAAAAACAAAAAUACAAGGAUUAAUUGUCUUUUUUUGUCUUCAGUGUGGAGUGGCUGGUUGUAGAUGAGUCUGAUAAGCUGUUUGAGGGCGGUAAGACGGGCUUCAGGGAGCAGCUCGCCUCCAUCUUUCUUGCCUGUUCUGGUCCAAAGGUGCGCAGGGCUUUUUUCAGCGCCACCUGUACAACCGAUGUGGAACAGUGGUGCCGCCUGAACCUGGACAACUUGGUGUCGGUCAACAUUGGACACAGGUGACUAUCUACAAGUACAGCUCUGUGCUUCUGGAGCUCACAUUGUUUUGUUUCACACCAGAGACUGAUUUUUUUUCGAUGUUGUCAGAAAUACGGCAGUUGAGACGGUGGAGCAGGAGCUGCUGUUUGUUGGGACAGAGAAUGGCAAACUGGUGGCCAUGAGAGACAUCAUCAAGAAGGUGAGGACACUGACAAGGACAUUGAAUCAAGCAAUGUCCCUGUUAAAAAGCAGUCUACAGCCAGACUCUUACUGUGAACUGUUUUAUAAUGGGGGAAAAAGAAGUUCAGAAACAAAUACAGAUCCUGCUUCAUCAUGUUACUGUGAAUAAAAAUAUCCCCUCCCUGUUGCUUUCAGGGCUUCCUGCCUCCCAUGCUGGUGUUUGUUCAGUCCAUAGAGCGAGCGAGAGAGCUCUUUCAUGAGCUGGUGUACGAAGGCAUCAAUGUGGACGUGAUCCAUGCAGACAGAACGCAGCAACAGGUGCAUGCUCGCAAAUUUUUUCUGUAUGAUGUGGAUGAGGCUUGUGUCACACUGAAUCAGCUUCAUCUUCCUCCUUAACUUCUGUGAUAGAGGGACAAUGUGGUGAACAGCUUUCGCUCCGGUAAGAUCUGGGUGCUGAUCUGCACGGCUCUGCUCGCCAGAGGAAUCGACUUCAAAGGGGUGAACCUCGUGUUGAACUAUGACUUUCCCACCAGUGCUGUGGAGUACAUCCACAGAAUAGGUUAGUAGGUGACAAACCAAGAAAUUUCUGCUCCAGUUACUUUCAAAAAUCAAGAGAUAUUUACAUCCCCAUGAUGUAAAUAUCUUUUCAUUUUUGAAAAUAAUCUGUGCUGUCAAGUCUGAUGAGUUGCAAAUAACAGACAUGCACCUCUUUCUAUCAAGUCAUUUGUGUGUCAUUCUGUUUCCAAUUCAUCAGGGAGGACUGGCAGAGCUGGACACCAGGGGAAGGCCAUAACCUUUUUCACAGAAAAUGACAAGCCACUGCUGCGGAGGUACGUGAGAUACACAAUACUUAAGAGAGUCUUGUGAGUAUUAUUAUUGCAAACUCCUAGUUUUUAGUGUGUGACAGUGAUUUAGCCUCUACAUAUAAAGGUCUAAGUGGUGCCAUUAGACACAGGCUUAUGAGGGCAUUAAGCACAGUCAUCAGCUGUUAAGAUGCAUGUACAUACCACAACUUUCUUGGUCAUGUAAACUAGUGUUGAUCAGCAUUUACUACUUUAUGAUGUUUUGAAAGUAGCUGAAAAGAAAGGAAGGUAAAUGUUGAGCAUAGUGAACAAUAGUAAUGUAGAACAGAUGCGGCAAAGAGGAGUGAGGGUUCUCGGUAUUUAUUAUAGCUUACCUAAAAGAGGAAAAAGUGUCUGAACUUUAGUUGACACCGGAGUAAAAUUCAUUUGAUAAAAUAUGUUUGAUUUAGUGGACUACUGCUCAUUCAUGCCACAUGUAUCUUAAAGAAAGAUAUCUAAUUGUUUAGGGUCGUCAUGAGAUGUUUUACAGUAAAAGUCUGUAUUUGAUUGUUUCUUUUUGCAUCUCUUUGUAACAGCAUUGCUAAUGUCAUAAAACAAGCAGGCUGUCCUGUUCCUGACUACAUGGUUGGCUUCAAGAAGAUACACAGGUAAGAAAAAAAUAAAUACAUCUAAAGGUCUUACUUUUGCGGUUAGUUCAACUUUUGGUUUACAGUAUUUCAAUGUUGUUGUUUUUUUAGCAAACAGAAGCGGAGACUUGAGAUGAAACCACCAAAGAGGAGCACCAUCUGCACAACUCCCCGCUUUUUAAUGAAGAAAAAAGGAAAAGCAGCAAAUAAAGGAAAGAAAAGUGAGGGGCAGGUAGAGGGUGGAGAGCCGAAAGGAGAAAGCGGAUCUGAAACAGCAGUGCAGCAGCCAAAACUGGAAAAGAGGACAAAAGGACAGAAGCUGAAGAAAAGAAAUAAAACACAAAAGGAAGCAGGAACAGAGAAAACGAAGAAGUUGGCUCAGAGGAAAGGAUCAAAAUUGUCAGGAGCCAAGUUAAAAAAGUGAGGAUGUGUGUUGAUAUUGGUCUUACUACAUUUACCUUGUGCCAUAACAGCUAAUAUAUGUUACAGUCUAAUGGUAUUUGUAUUAUGGUUCAUUUUCCACUGGAUUCAACCUUGUUUUUCUGUAUGUGUGUUUAGUGUGCUUUCUGUUGGUUUUUUAUGUAGAAUAUGUUGACAGCUCUGAGUUAAAAUGACUAUCUUUGCUCUCUAUUACUUCAACAUUCAACCUUAAGAUGACUAAAAUCAUGUGUAGUACCUUCCUACAGUGAUAUCCCCACAAUAAAAAAACUGCCAACCCUAAAAAACUUGCUGUCCUCAGUACAAAGUUCUUUACAGAUUUAUUAAAAAAGUUUGGAGUUGAACUGAUUCGUGUUUUUCUCUAAUCUGUCCUGCAGGAAAAGGGUUGAGAAGUAAACCAGAGAAGGCAUCCAGGAAAACAGGAUGACGAGUAUUUUGAAAAUGGAUGUGAAUUUUUUCAUGUUUUAUAAUUAUAUCUUGCUGUCUAAGAAAUGCAAAUUUGUAUGAUGUGAGAUUAAAAUAAACAGUUUUAUACACAAA
Molecule: messenger RNA, 5177 nt
Organism: Xyrichtys novacula (pearly razorfish)
Lineage: Eukaryota; Metazoa; Chordata; Actinopteri; Labriformes; Labridae
Source: the annotation of a GenBank genome assembly